ACAGAACCAUCGCUCAACAAGCCAGUCGUCUUCCUUAGAUAUUUUAUAAUAAUAUAAAUAUAUAAUAAUGAAAUUGCUCGUGGUAGCCGCUGUCCUCGGAGUCUGCUUAGCAGACCGCCUUGACAACAAAUACCUCCCUCCCAGAGGAAACGCUGGCGCUGGUGGCUUCGGCCCUGGCUUCGGCGCUGCCGGAGCUCCCGGCUUCGGUAAAGCCGGAGGCGCGGGUGGCUUUGGUGCCGGUGGAGCUGGCGGCUUUGGUGGUGCCGGACGCGGUGGUGCUGGCGGCGCUGGCGGUGCCGGAGGCUACGGUGGCGCCGGAUCCGGUUUCGGCGGCGGAGCCGGUCCCCAGUACUCUGGCAACGCGUAUAACGCACCAGCUGGUGGAGCGUACGGUGGUGCCCGCGGUGGAAACUCCGCUGACGCCAACGCUCAGAUCCUCAAGCUGAACAACGAAGUUACUGCCGAAGGAUUCGCUUAUGACUUCGAGACCUCAAACGGUAUCCGCGCUGAUGCUCAAGGUGUUGCCACCAACGGAGUUCAGUCUCAAGGAAGCUUCGCCUACAAGGGAGACGAUGGCCAGGACUACAGCAUCCAGUACACCGCUGACGAGAACGGAUUCCAGCCCCGUGGUGCCCACCUCCCCACUCCUCCCCCCAUCCCCGAAGAGAUCCUGAAGUCUUUGGAGCAGAACGCCCGUGAUGAGGCCGCUGGCAUCGUUGAUGAUGGUACCUACCGCGGUGAAGGCGCUGGUGCGGGCGCUGGCAACGGCUACGGAUCUGGACCUGCUGGUGGAUACUCUGGUGCUGGAGCCGGCGGCUUCGGCGGCGCUGGUGCUGGUGGCGCCGGAUCCGGCUUCGGAGGUGCUGGAGCCGGCCGUGGUGGCGCCGGAUCCGGUUUUGGUGGCGCCGGAUCCGGAUUUGGAGGUGCUGGUCGUGGUGGAGCCGGCGCUGGCUUCGGAGGUGCUGCUUCUCGUCAGUACCUCGCUCCCAACGCUGGAGGCAGAGGAUCUGGGUCAGGAAACUUCAACUCCCAGACUGGUUACCAGUACUAAGAUGGAUAAGCUCGUGGUGAUGUAUGGAGGUCAUGGCUGUGCAAAUGUAGAACAGGAAUUUUAAAAAAUUGUCUGAGUAAUGAAGUGUGAUCAUCAGAUAGGAAUGGAAUUACGUUGAUUUUUUAUAAAAAUUAAUGUGAUUUUUAUUAUUUGUGAAAUUAUGUGAAAAUCUUAAAAAAUAUGUUUUGAUUUGCACAGUCGUUGAAACAAUUUUCGUUACCUUUUUUAUUGAACAUCGUAUUUAUUAUUAUUCAUUUUCGCUCUCUUUUUUAUUAUUAUUAUUAUCGAACUACCCUCCGCCAUCAUUCACUGGUAUGUGAUGUAUAAAUAACGAUUAUUUUGCUGUGAACCGAUACUUGUGAUGAUAAUUAUUAAUAAUAUUGUUAUUAUUUUUGUUCAUAUAGAGUAAAUACUGUCUCUUUUUCUCUUAAUUGUGAUCUCAAACCUUUGUAUAAAACUCUUUAUUUCUGUGAAAUUAAAUUUCUUCCUGUUAAAAAUGUUAGUUAAGUAAGUUUUUAUCAGCAAAGCAAGGACAGUAUAGUGUAAGAUGGAAAAUGUACAAAAAAAAGUUACAUUUAGUAUUUAAGAAUUGUAAAUAUGAAAUGAAGCAACGAAUAUACGACUUAAUGCAAAAAAAAUAUUUACUUUUAUUU
Molecule: messenger RNA, 1704 nt
Organism: Helicoverpa zea (corn earworm)
Lineage: Eukaryota; Metazoa; Arthropoda; Insecta; Lepidoptera; Noctuidae
Gene: CPR15
Product: pupal cuticle protein 36-like
Exons: 3
Coding region: 68-1051 (327 amino acids)
Cellular component (GO): chitin-based extracellular matrix
Molecular function (GO): structural constituent of chitin-based larval cuticle
Source: RefSeq, a predicted model, not a curated record